Molecule: messenger RNA, 14854 nt
Organism: Coregonus sp. 'balchen'
Lineage: Eukaryota; Metazoa; Chordata; Actinopteri; Salmoniformes; Salmonidae
Source: the annotation of a GenBank genome assembly
GGCUGGAUCUUCAGCCCUGCCUGCUGAUGAGCCAGGGUGGCAGCGUAGAUGGAGGCCGCCUGGAUGUCACCAGCCUGGAUGGCUCUGGUCAGGUCAGCACACAUCUCCUCUACAGACCAGUGGACACAAGGAAGAAACCGAGAGGCAGGGACAGUGAGCAAUUGAAAAGGGUAGAAACUACGCCUAUACACUACAGUACACAAAACCACUUAAGUAUUCUCAUGAAGCAUAAAAAUGCAACAGAAUGACGGGCAGUGCUUUUUGUUCCGUCAUUCUGUUACCAAAUGUUGCAUCUGGACUGUUCUUGAAGUAAAUCUGUUUUUGUACAAUUUUCAGUUGAAAUUAUUAAAAGUUGUCCUUGUGCAUAGAGUUGUAUGGUUUGUCUAACUUUGCAAUCAUUGGUUUUUGUUUGGCAUACAUUUUAAAGUGAAACAUUAGAGUCUCAUCUUAAUUCUGUUAACGUGGAAUUGCCCAUAAUGCAACCAUAUUGUAUAGGGCUACCUGUGCGUGGUAAGGCACUGGAGAUGGGCAUCUCAAAGGCCUCUAGAGGCAGCUGUCUGUCAUCGGUGGGAGGGCUGUCUGCCACUGAGGGGUCAGGAGAGGAGGAGAUAGAGGACUCUGGUUAUUAGAGCACAGGAAGAGAAUUCAGUGGACAAACAGGUCAGAGAGAAUAGAGAUCGGUGGCGACUGACCCCUUUGUGCCUCUCUGAGUGAUGACAUCACCACGGUGGCCCACUCCUGAGCCUCCUGCUGGCAGUGGAAGUUGAAGCUGAUGUGGUCAUGAGGGGGCAUGGCCAAACUCAGCUCGUGGCAUUUUGCCGACUUCACCUCAUAGCGUAGCAACCUCAGGUCAAACUCUGCAAUGGACUGGAAGACAUGAAGGGGGAGAGAGAAGAAGAGUGAUGCUCAUUUUAUCACACACUGAAAUAGGCCACUACCACUGUUUAUUCUCUGGUAGUAUAAUGACUGUAGUUCUAGUACUGAUGUCAUGUUGUUGCUCUAUUUUGGAAGAGAUCGAUUGGACAGCACAGCAGCAAGGUACAGCCUAUAAACCUUGUGGGAAUGUUUGAUGACAAGAAUGUAGUUCAACUAUUUGUUGAACUAUAAAUGAUCUGUUUCAAAUUGCUCUCUGACAGUUCAAUGAAUGCCUGUCAAAAGUAACCAUGAGACCAGACCAGGGGUAAUGUAAUAGUGUAGUGACAAAACCCUCUGUACAUCCAUGCCUGCCUGCUUCGUAAUAAAUAAACAUCACGAUCUCUUACCACACUCCGACCCGUUGUUCUGCUAGUGUCCCGUAGCAUGAGACGGUAUUCCCCGGACUUCCAGGGGUCCAUACAGAGCUGGAGACGGAGUGACUCAUCACCUGCCCCUGGAAGACACACCGGCCGAAUAUCAGAAUAGCAAACUGAUACCCGUACAGACAUCAAGACGGUAUGGCAGCCAGUUUGUGAGGCCCCAUAGCCUGGGAUAGAUGAGGACGGGACCGGCGAAGGGGUGUGAGUAGUCCACCCGCCUGAGCUCAGCGACAUUCCACCGACAGCCUCAUGCGGUGUUUGGAGACGUCAAGAAACUGUUCCCGGAGUGUUUACCACCACCCCAGUAUUGCCAGCAGCGAUUGUUGUUAGUAUUCCCAUAAAAAUAUAAGUUUAAUCGUAGUCCCUUAAUUUACCAAGCUCACAACAAUAGGGAAUGAGGAACGACCAGGAAGCAAGUUCUCUCUCUGUGGCACUGUUUGACCACAGACAGAACAAUGAGGCAGAUAUUUUACCGGAUGUAUAAAUGUGAAGCAUCCGAUUUGCGUUUCCACUCACUACCAAAUACGGUGAUGAGAGGAAUUCCAGUGGCCGGCAGUGGGAGACGAUGAAGCGAGAUGGAUUUUUGCCGACGUUCUGCAAAUUUACUCAUCGAUUAAACAUUUCAUCUCCAUACAGUUGUCGGUUUCCAGAACUAGAAUCUGUAACAAACAUAGUGGACUGCGUUGUGUAGACUUUGCCAAAGUAAAAACAAAUAAGCAUUGCAACGUGUAGCUCAGUUGGUAGAGCAUGGCGCUUGCAACGCCAGGGUUGUGGGUUCGAUUCCCACGGGGGGCCAGUAUGAAAACAUUUAUGCACUCACUAACUGUAAGUCGCUCUGGAUAAGAGCGUCUGCUAAAUGACUAAAAUGUAAAUGUAAGGAGUGCAAGGGCGAAUUGAGUUACUGCACACGCGCACUUCAGAGUAGGCGUUCCCUUGAGGAAAUAUGCAAAUAAAUGCUAGAACGCGCCAAUAGGAUCUCACUAGCUCGUCCUUGGCUCUGCCCACCUCCUUGCUUGUUCUGCUCACUAUGAUUAAUUUGCUUCCAUUGGAAACGACAGGCUAUGGUCUAACUUGGGUUAGUUAUAAACAUUUGGCUGUCAAUUAAAUUUUAAUGGCUUUAUUGGCAUGGGAAACAUAUGUUAACAUUGCCAAAGCAAGUGAAGAAGAUAGUAAACAAAAGUGAAAAAACUAUAAAUAUUAACAGUAAACAUCACAUUUAGAAGUUCCAAUAGAAUAAAGACAUUUCAAAUGUAAUAUUAAUUAUAUAUACAGUGUUGUAACAAUGUGCAAAUAGUAUAAAGUACAAAUGGGAAAAUAAAUAAACAUAAAUAUGGGUUGUAUUUACAAUGGUGUUUGUUCUUCACUGGUUGCCCUUUUCUUGUGGCAACCGGUCACAAAUCUUGCUGCUGUGAUGGCACACUGUGGCAUUUCACCCAGUAGAUAAGGGAGUUUAUCAAAAUUGGGUUUGUUUUCAAAUUAUUUGUGGAUCUGUGUAAUCUGAGGGAAAUAUGUGUCUCUAAUAUGGUCAUACAUUUGGCAAGAGGUUAUGAAGUGCAGCUCAGUUUCCACCUCAUUUUGUGGGCAGUGUGCACAUGGCCACAUAGGAUUACUGUUAUACUAUUCCAGGUAUUCCGUAAGAGGUAGGGUUUCAAGUGUCUCCGGAAGGUGGCCAUUGACUCCGCUAUCCUGGCGUCGUGGGUGACCUCACAACCAUAAAGGGCAAUGGAUUCUAUAACUGAUUAAAGUAUUUUUAGCCAGAUCCUAAUUGGUAUGUCGAAUUUUAUGUUCCUUUUGAUGGCAUAGAAGGCCCUUCUUGCCUUGUCUCUCAGAUCGUUCACAGCUUUGUGGAAGUUACCUGUGGCGCUGAUGUUUAGGCCAAGGUAUGUAUAGUUUUUUGUGUGCUCUAGGGCAACGGUGUCUAUAUGGAAUUUGUAUUUGUGGUCCUGGCAACUGGACCUUUUUUGGAACACCAUUAUUUUUGUCUUACUGAGAUUUACUGUCAGGGCCCAGGUCUGACAGAAUCUGUGCAGAAGAUCUAGGUGCUGCUGUAGGCCCUCCUUGGUUGGUGACAGAAGCACCAGAUCAUCAGCAAACAGUAGACAUUUGACUUCAGAUUCUAUUAGGGUGAGGCUGGGUGCUGCAGACUGUUCUAGUGCCCUCGCCAAUUCAUUGAUAUAUACUGUAUGUUGAAGAGGGUGGGGCUUAAACUGCAUCCCUGUCUCACCCCACGGCCCUGUGGAAAGAAAUGUGUGUGUUUUUUGCCAAUUUUAACCACACACUUGUUGUUUGUGUACAUGGAUUUUAUAACAUUGUAUGUUUUUCCCUCAACACCACUUUCCAUCAAUUUGUAUAGCAGACCCUCAUGCCAAAUUGAGUCAAAAGCUCUCUCGCUCUCUCUCAUGCUGCCAAUCAUUGCGCCCCCCUAUGUUGUAACAAUGUACUACACAACAUGACAUUUCUGCAUCUUGACUGCAGGUCGAAAACAUUUUCAAUUUCCAAAAUUUCUCAAAAUCAGGUUCAGGAAUUUAUAUGUGAGGUACUCCUAUUCUAAACUUAACAAAUAUUUGGUAAACUUGCAACUGCAAAUUGUAUUAGAGUCAAUGUUAUAUGGUUAACUGACUUUUAGAAAGACAUUAGCAGAGAGCGUGCAAAUGCAGUAUAGUGCAUUGUAUGUUCAAUAAUUUGAAAUUCAGUACAUGUCAUGUGAGUCAUUUGUCAUGCUAUACGCUCAAUCAAUCAAAGGAGUGUUUCUAUUCUGUGUAUUCUGUACAAACUCAUAACGGUAGUUGUCUAUGCCAAUAUUGAACCAUUGGAAUCAGAGGACAGAGAAGUGAAAUUAGUCACAUUCUCUCUCUCUCUCUCUCUCUCUCUCUCUCUCUCUCUCUCUCUCUCUCUCUCUCUCUCUCUCUCUCUCUCUCUCUCUCUCUCUCUCUCUCUCUCUCUCUCUCUCUCUCUCUCUCUCUCUCUCUCUCUCUCUCAUUUCUCUCUCUGUUUCUCACACUCACUAUCUUUCUCACACACACUCACACACAACGCACACACACACACUGAAAUUGGGGAAGUCUGGCAUGCUUUGGUUACUUCCUGUUGCUUUGCGGAGAGCAGUCACCCAGUGAGAGCCUGGUCCUGAGUCCUGACAAGAUCCAAAGAGUGUAUGGAAGGAACUAUGCCUCACCAAGCUCUGCUCUUGGUUCUAGCUAUCCUGCUGGCCAACUGGCCCCAGAGGGGGUUAGUUCAGGAGGUCCAAUGGCCUGUCCACACUAUUUGCAACACGGACAAACUGCAGAUAUUCUAUCGCAGCUGUGGUGAGUAAAAAAAAAAAAGCAUUCCUUUUGAUUUGCAAAGCAGGGUACAACUCAGUAUGUGAUAAUACGACAGUACAAAAACCAGUGGUGGAAAAAGUACCCAAUUGUCAUACUUGAGUAAAAGUGAAGAUACCUUAAUAGAAAAGGUGAAAGUCACCCAGUAAAAUUCUACUUGAGUAAAAGUCUAAAAGUAUUUGGUUCUAAAUAUACUUAUGUAUCAAAUUCCUUAUAUUAAGCAAACCAAAUGGCACCAUUUUCUUGUUUUUUAAAUUUACGGACAGCCAGCGACACACUCCAACACUCAGACAUCAUUUACAAACGAAGCAUGUGUGUUUAGUGAGUCCGCCAGAUCAGAGGCAGUAGGGAUGACCAGGGAUGUCACUUUACCUCUACCCACAUGUACAUAUUACCUCAAUUACAUUGACUCUGUACCGGUACCCCCUUUAUAUAGCCUCGCUACUGAUGUUUUACUGCUGCUCUUUAAUUAUUUGUUAUUUUUCUAUUUUUCUUCAAUUUUUUCUUUUUUACAAUUUUUUUACUUAACACUUAUUUUUCUUAAAACGGCAUUGUUGGUUAAGGGCUUGUAAGUAAGCAUUUCACUGUGAGGUCUAAACCUGUUGUAUUCGGCACAUGUGACAAAUACAAUUUGAUUUGAUUUGAUUUGCUAAGUGCGUGAUUUGACAUUUUCCUGUCCUGCUAAGCAUUCAAAAUGUAACCAGUACUUUUAGGUGUCAGGUGAAAUGUAUGGAAGAAAAAGUACAUCAUUUUCUUUAUGUAUGUAGUGAAGUAAAAGUAAAAGUAGUCAAAAAUAGAAAUAGUAAAGUAAAGUAAAGUACAGAUACCCAAAAACACUACUUACGUAGUACUUUAAAGUAUUUUUACUUACAGUUUUUCUCAAUUGCUAAAACACAAUUUCUGAAACCUUGCUCCAUUUUCUGAAAACAUUAAACACAAAACCUCAUCUUCAAGCACUAUUUACAAAACCUCUGACUCCUCUCGCAAAAUGAAACAUUCGCCUCAAAACAGUUUUACCUGUGUUCAAAAUCAAACACUGCUCUCAAAUCAUAAACAAAGUGAUCAAAAUGAUAUACACUCUUAAGCAGUCAGUAAACAAUACACCGAAAAAUAGAAAACACAUUUUUCAAAACAUACAGUUCUCAGGGAGAAUUUUCUUUUGAUGAACGAAAACAUGUUCCAUCAUAGUAGCUCAAAAUUGAUCAGAAAUUACUACUCUGCUUUGCUCUUUGCAAUUUUGUUUUUUGUUCUUCCUCCUCAUUGUACACCUAUUUUUACAGUACUGUACUCUGCAUCUCACAAACUUGUCCUUUGUCUCUGUGAUACUGUAAUUCUUGUUCUUUGUUGAUAUGAACCUGCAACCAGUCAAAAUCUAUUGAGCAGUCAGUACUGUUAUCAAAUGGAAAGCACAAUGUUCAGGGCCAUACAAUUUGUCCAUUGUACAGUAUACAGCCUACAAUGCACUGUACUACAGUAUACAAUACUAAAAGGGACAAAAAUCAAAGGAGUAAACAUGUGAUCAAUGUGCUUCUUCUUGUCUUUGGGCUGGGUCAGGCCAGAGCACUUUGUCGACAUCACAAGCAAUAUUGUCCCUCCUGAGGCAAUGGGGAAAGAAGCCUCUAGUGUGCCGUAUCCAGCCCUGACAUGAUUCCUCACCUAUAUCACCACAGGCUAAAUCCAUGGCUUGCAGCAGACUUACUCUAGUGUAGGGUUGUCUAUCAUAUACUUUCCAUCUCCUCAAUCGGAUUCAGGAAAGGCGAGUAUGGAGGGAGGUACAAGUUCAUAAACUGCCCAUUGAUGUUAAACCAUUCCCUUACCUGAGCAGCUCGGUGGAAACUGACAUUGUCCCACACUGUCACAUAGGUGGGAAUGGGAUUCUCAUUUAGCUCUUGACCCUGCUGCUCUUGAACCUGCUGCUCAAAUAAAAUACAUCUUAGAAGGUGUUGGGUGUUAUAUGGCCCGAGUGUAACAUGGUGAUGUAGAACACCAUGGUUGCUGAUAGCAGCACAGAUUGUGACAUUGCCACCUCGUUGACCAGGCAGGGACUUCAACAAUGGCCUUCUGUCCAAUCAUGUUUCGGCCUCUCCUUCUCCUCUUUGUUAGAUUGAAGCCUGCUUCAUCGACAAAGAUGAACUCAUGGGGUCUGUCCAAGGAUUCCAAGUCAAAUAUUGUCUGUGUAGAAAAACAAUAUACUGUAUGUAGGAUUUUGUAAGUCGUACAGAGACAGUGCUAUACUGUAGAGUACAAUUAGGCCUACUGUAUGCACUUCUGAUUCACAUACAUUGAUUGUAUGUACUGAAGAGUAAUGUAAUUCACAUAGUAUGUGUUAGUACUGUAGACAAUCUGGAUUACAGUAAAUGUUUCUGAAUGUACACUUACUUGCACACACUGAGCUCGCAGUUCUUUCACCCUUGGUGAGUUGCGCUCAAAAGGUACUCUGUAUACUUGUUUCAUUCGCAUCCUGUUACGAUGGAGGACACGGUCAAUUGUGGAAAUGCUCACACUGUUGAUUCCCUUGAAGUCGUAUUGCCUCUUGCUCCCGAGUGAAUAUAGCUGUCCUUCCACCUGUAUGUGACAGCCUUGCAAUUCUACAAAAAGUAGUUGUGCAGUUACAAAACAUAUUCAUGCAGUACAAUACAUACAGUGAUUAACUUUACAAAUGUCUAUUGAAACAGCUGCAUAUAGUGUAGUACAGUAAAUUUGCAAUUACAAAAAUACAGUAGUAUACUGUACCUGUUCUCUUCUCUGAAUGUCCUUACUAUGGUGGACACAGAAAAUCGGCUCAAAUUGGGUUGCACAUUACAGUUUUUCUCGAUUGUUUACACAUUUUCUGAAAGCAUGCCUCAUAUUCUCAGAACUCCACACACAAAUAAAAAAACACACACACAAUGGGCAAAACCCCUCAAUUCUCCAGCAAAAUGAAACUUUACAUUCAAAACAAUGUUAUUUCUUAUCAAAAUGGAAUUUUGUUUUCAAAUGACACACACAAACCAUCAUAUGAAUAGACAUUUAUAAGAACCAGUUGAACACUGAUGUGCUCAAUGUAAAACACUAUGAUGAAUGGAAACACUUCUUUUCCAUUCAUCAUAAUGACUUAGGCCUUUUUUUGGUUCAGUGUUGCCAUUACUACAGACAGUACAUACAUAAGUGUGUUGUAAAAUAUUUGAGAAAAUUGUUUUUAUACUCAGAACACACAAAUACACGGAAACAAAUAUAUUUCAUUUUUUCCACAAAAACAAUGUACACAGUGUACAUCCCAUUCCCAACCAACACAAAGUUGCACAUACAGUGGUCUACAUACAAAACAGAAUAAUUUAAUGUAUAUAGUUACAGUAAAAAAAAAAUGAAAAAAUGAAAAAUGAAAAAAAUGCUGCAUCCUCUCUUCUGUUGCGGUCUGGCCACAGCACCUCAUCCACAUCACAAGCAAUGUUUUCCCUGGCCAAGCAGCGGGGGAAAUAUCGCCUAGCAUGGCGAUUCCAGCCAUGAAAAGCAUCAGCUGCUAUAUCUCCACAUGCGUCUUCCAUAGCUUGGAGAAGAGGUAUACGCGUUUGUGGAUUUCGGUCAUACACUUUCCAUCUCCAGGCAGAAAAAAAUCCUCAAUAGGAUUGAGGAAUGGAGAAUAUGGAGGGAGAUAAACAACUAAAAAGCGUGGGUGGGCAGUGAACCAGUUACGAACCAGAGCAGCCCUGUGGAAACUUACGUUGUCCCAAAUGACAACGUACCUGAGCUGCUCUGGGCCAUCUACCUGAUCUGGUGGAAUGAGUGUUGUGUAGGGUGUCCAAGAAUGUGAUCAGAUGGGCGGUGUUGUAGGGGCCAAGGGUAGCAUGGUGAUGGAUGACGCCGUGGUGGGUAAUCGCUGCAUACAUUGUGAUGUUCCCUCCGCCCUGGCCAGGGACUUGAACAAUGGCACGCUGGCCGAUGAUAUUCCUUCCCCUCUUUCGUCUUUUUGUGAGGUUGAAUCCAACCUCAUCAAUGAAGAUGAACUGGUGCUCCACUGCAGCCACCUCUAGCUCAAGGACUCUCUGAAACACACAUGACAAUAUCAGAAAUAGACAUGGAGUGGUCACUAUUGUGAAGCACAAUCAUUAUGAUUACAAUACUGAAAUAUGUAUAAUUUAUACAGUGUUGAGAGUAUGCUUCAAUUGUGGGAUUGUAUAGGACUCACUUGCAUAUAGUUAUAUCGCAAUUCUUUGACUCUUUCUGAAUUGCGUUCAAAUGGCACCCUGUAGACCUGCUUCAUCCUGAGAUUAUUUCUGCGCAAGACACUGUCCAGUGUUGAUAAGCUUACCCUAUCAAUAUUUUGAAAUAUCUCAUUGUUUUCUAUUAUUUUUCUUUGUAUUUGCCGUAAUGUUAUGGCGUUAUUUUCUAGGACCAUGUUCAUGAUUUCAGUUCUGUUCAGGAGACAGAAAACGUUCCCGACCACCUUGUGUUGGUAAUCUUUCAGUUCUGCCAAACAAAUAGUAAAAUGCUGUAAAUACAAAGUAGAAAUACAUUUCCCAAAUACUUGAAACAUACUUUAUUUUUACAGUCCUACAGAACAGUCCACAGGCAAUACUGCACUACUGUACUCAUUGAGUACUGUAUUGAUAUGCAGUACUGCAAUUUUCUAGUGAAAGUAGAUUUCUUACCUAUUCUCAUUUCGGAAUGUCCGGAUGAUGGAUGCUACAGUGUACCUGCUCAAAUUUGGCUGUACUCUUUGCCUCCCUCCCUCCAUUGUUAGACCAUGGUUGACCACAUGAUCAACCAAAGUGGCUCGGAUCUCAACAGAGAUUACGGUCCUUGGCCUUCCUCGUCCUCGUCCUCGUCCUUGUCCUCCCCGUCCCUCCUCCUCUUACUCUCACUCCUCUGGCUCUGCCUCUGUUUCCAAUGUUGGCAUCCAUUGCUCCAAAACAGAAGAGCUCACCUGUUGCCCUUUUAUGCUAAAGCUCUGAUUGCUAAUUGUAAAACUGUGUGACGGGUGUUUGCCCAUGUGAUGAGUCAGUGUGCAUAUUUGAAUGGCAGUGUGUUCAUUGUGAAAACAAGAGAUUUUCUGCAUGAAAAUUGUGCCAAAUGCAAAGAUUUGUGUGUAGUGUUUUGAAAAAAGUGUGUUGUAGAACUGCAAUUUGAGUGUAAAGCAGGAAUUGUGCUUGUAGUUUAGCAGAAUUGGUUCAGGGGGUUGGUGCAUGAGUUACAUGUUGUGGUCAUUGUGUCUCAAGUACCAGUAUUUGUGUGUAAACAAUUGAGAAACACUGUAAGUCCUGCUUCCCUCAUUGUCAGUUCAUGGACAAGAACAUGGUCUAUGACUGUUGCUCGAAUUUCAUCAGAUAUUUCCACUCUUUGUCCUCUUCCUCUUCGUCCUCCUCUUCCUCUUUCUUGCCCUCCUCCUCCUCUUCCUCCUCGUCGCCCACCUCGCAUACGCACUCGUCCUCUCACAUUGUUUCUUCUUUCCAUUCUCAGACUUUCUCCUUCCCACCUUCAACAACCUGUUUGCUCUCUGAACUGGCUUAUAUUGGUUGUGUCGCAUCAUUUGAAACAGGUUAAAUCAAUUUUGAGUGGUUGUGUUCAAUCAAUGACAUGUGUUCUCUAUUUGUAUUUGACUGUUGCCACUUGUGUUUACCAGUAUGGAUGACAUGUGCAUUAGAGUGCAGAAUGUGUUUUGAGAAUGAGAAUGUGUUUAGAGUUUUGCUGAAAAGUCUAAGUGAGAUCUGCAAAUUGUGUUUUACCAUGUGAAAUGGUUUAAGGUAUUGACAACAGACUGCAUAAUUAGCUAAAUGAGUCCAGGCAACUGAGAACUUUGUUCAGCCAAUGGGUUUUAGUGUUUAAGCAAUUGAGAAAAACUGUAAGUACUUUACACCACUGACAAAUACAAACUGGACUACAGGCAUUGAGAGUAGCAACCCACUGGGCACAGACGUCAAUUCAACGUCUAUUUCACAUUGAAAACAACACUGAUUCAACCAGUUUGUGCCCAGUGGGAAGGAAGCAAACAUUACAGUGAUGAGGCAAAAAAUGAGUUAAUGUUAGCUACUACUGCCUACCAAGAAUGUAUUAUUGAACUGUUUUGAUUCCUUGACACCCCUUGACUUUUCCCCACAUUUUGUUGUGUUACAGUCUGCAUUUAAAAUGGAUUAAAUUGAGAUUUUUUGUGGCCUACACACAAUACCACAUAAUGUCGAAGUGGAAUUAUGUUUUUUUCGAAAUGUUUCUAAAUGAAUUAAAAAUGAAAAGCUGAAAUGUCUUGAGUCAAUAAUUAUUCAACCCCUUUGUAAUGGCAAGCCUAAAUAAGUUCAGGAGUAAAAAUGUGCUUAACAAGUCACAUAAUAAGUUGCAUGGACUCACUCUGCAUGGUUACACAGUUUAAUGGCUGUGAUAGGAUAAAACUGAGGAUGGAUCAACAUUAUUGUAGUUACUCCACAAUACUAACCUAAUUGACAGAAUGAAAAGAAGGAAGCCUGUACAGAAAAAAAAUAUUCCAAAACAUGCAUCCUGUUUGCAACAAGGUACUAAAGUAAUACUGCAAAAACACUUUUUGGUAUGCUUGUAAUCGAUAAGGAAUGGGGAGUUUUUCAGGACAAAAAAGAAACGGAAUGGAGCUAAGCACAGGCAAAGUCCAAGAGGAAAACCUGGUUCAGGCUGCUUUCCACCAAACACUGGGUGAUUAAUUCACCUUUCAGCAGGACAAUAACCUAAAACACAAAGCCAAAUGUACACUGGAGUUGCUUACCAAGAAGACAGUGGCCAAGUUACAGUUUUGACUUAACUAAAUCAACAACCAAUUUGACAGAGCUAGAAGAAUUUUGAAAAUAAUAAUGGGCAAAUGUUGCACAUCCAGGUGUGGACAGGUCUUAGAGACAUACCCAGAAAGAAUCACAGCGGUAAUCGCUGCCAAAGGUGAUUCUAACAUGUAUUGACUCAGGGGGUUGAAUAGUUAUCUAUGUUUUAUUUUUCAUAAAUGUUUACAAAUGUUAGAAUUUUUCUUCCACUUUGAAAUUAGAUUAGUUUGUGUAGAUUGUUGACAAAAAAAAGACAAUUCAAUUAAUUUUUAUCCCACUUUGUAACACAACAACAUUUUGAAAAAGUCAAGGGGUGUGAAUACAUUCUGAAGGCACUGUAUUUUUAACCAAAGUGCUGUAAUGUGAUAGUCAUGUCAGUCUAAUUUUAUGGGUUCAUUAAUUUCUUCUUCUCAUCAGAAAAUGAAAAAAUUGUCAAAGGUUGCUCUAAUGUUUCUGUUUUGUUUUUUUCCAGACCCUUUACAGGACAUUGGGAUCAGUGUUAACCCCUGCCUUCCCAUGUCACCAUCCUACAAGGGCAAUUUGAGAGUGUCAUUUCUGCUUAGUGAGUUCAAUAUUUCCCCAACCUUCCCUUCCCUUCCAAACAAAGCCACUGGUGUUAUAGCUCCCUUACCCCGACCCUAACAUUGACCCUAACUUAAUGGUACACAUCAAUAUGAAAUGUAGAGAUUGAAUGAAUAAAACUGGCAUCAUAGUUCCCUCUCUCACUGUAAUAGAUGAGGUUGAAACACUCAACUCGUCAACAAACAGCACUUACCGCCCUGGUAUGAGUGUAUGUUUUGGAACAUAUUGCCCUGAAGAUUACUGUAGGAAAUUAAUCAAUUCAACUGCAUCCACCCAUAGGGAAAAGACGCCAGAUCAUCAUCAUUCAAUUUAGGUUAGUAAAUGGUAUAUAAUUGCGUUGUCUGCAUAUACACUUGGAAUAAGCCAACCCUUGAAUUCCUAUUGUUGAUUUACGGCGGAAGUCAAGGUAAAUUAAUGACUUUUGGCAAAUUCACCCCACCAGCUACAUUGAUGCUAUGUGAAAGCUACAAUGAUCCUAAAUUUAAACUAGGUUGAGUCACACAACGUUUCCCCAGCAGGAAGUGAGUGUUUGCCCUCUCUGUGUAUCCCUCUCCCACAGGGCAGUCAAUUGAGGAGCUAUACCUGUCUGCUAAUCUGCUCACAGGACGGGUGGCCACGUUGUCCCAUGACGAGCCCCGGUUCCUGCCCGAUUUCCCCCGCUUUUCCUUCUGCUUCUGGAAGAAAGGAGGUAUGUGUGGCGCUAAUAGCAGAUCAGGGCUAGAAUUCAAUCAAACCCAGUGCUCACUUUGUUUAAAAAUGUCACUGCAUGGUAGUACUGUAGUUGUAGGUUUUAUAUAGUACCCAAGCCCAGUUUGUGAGUUUAUUUGACCAUGGGGGAAAAAACGAUGUUGUAAAUAUAGAAAUGCAGGUUUGAUUGAAUUGAGCCAGAUGUCAAGAAAAACACAACUUAAAAAGUACAUCUUAAGUCUUUCUCUUGCAUUAAAUGCACAUUGCGUAAGAGUAGAGGGGGGAAGUGCAUUCAGAAAGUAUUCACACCCCUUGACUUAUUCCACAUGUUCUUGUGUUGUUGGAUUUGCCCCAAACAUAACACUUUGUAUUCAGGACAAAAAGUUAAUUGCUUUGCCACAUUUUUUUGCAGUAUUACUUUAGUGCCUUGUUGCAAACAAGAUGCAUGUUUUGGAAUGUUUUUAUUCUGUACAGGCUUCCUUCUUUUCAUUCUGUCAAUUAGGUUAGUAUUGUGCAGUAACUACAAUAUUGUUGAUCCAUCCUCAGUUUUCUCAUAUCACAGCCAUUAAACUCUGUAACUGUUUUAAAGUCAUCAUUGGCCUCGGUGUGACAUUUCCUGAGCGGUUUCCUUCCUCUCUGGCAACUGAGUUAGGAAGGAAGCCUGUAUUUUUGUGAUGACUGGGUAUAUUGAUACACCAUCCAAAGUGUAAUGAAUAACUUCACCAUGCUCAACGGGAUAUUCAAUGUCUUAUUUUUACAUGUUUAUCCAUCUACCAAUACGUGCCCUUCUUUGCGAGGCAUUGGAAAACAUCCCUGGUCUUUGUGGUUGAAUCUGUGUUUUAAAUUAAUUGCUCGACUGAGGGACCUUACAGAUUAUUGUAUGUGUUGGGUACAGAGAUGAGGUAGUCAUUCAAAAAUCGUGUGAAACACUAUUAUUGCACAGAGUGAGUCCAUGCAACUUAUUGUGUCACUUGUUAAGCAAAUGUUUACUCCUGAACUUAUUUAUGCUUGCCAUAACAAAGGGGUUGAAUACUUAUUGACUCAAGACAUUUCAGCUUUUCAUUAUUCAUAAUUUGUAAAAUGUCUAAAAUGUCUAAAAACAUAAUUCUACUUUUACAUUAUGGGGUAUUGUGUGUAGGCCAGUGACAAAAACAUAUCAAUUUUAUCAAUUUUAAAUUUAGGCUGUAACACAACAAAAUGUGGAAAAAGUCAAGGGGUCUGAAUACUUUCUGAAGGGUCUGUAUGUGUAGGUUAUGUUUUGUUGAUCCACAUACACAUUUGUUAGAGGGCCUAUAGGCCCUAUGCCGAAAUGUAAGCUAUGCUGUUGAAAACAUUGACAGCAUAGAUAGACGGGACGCAUUAGUGGGACACAUUAGCAGGAUGCAGUAGCAGGUUGCACUGUAGCACAAUGGUGUGCAAAAAUGAAUGUUAAAUUGAAUAGAUUCAUGAUUAAUAUAAAAGUUUGGUUCACUUGGAUGUGUUUCUUAAACUUAAAAAUUGGGUGUGUUUAUUUGCAGAAUUUAUUGAUUAUGAAAAAACAGUGAAGUUGAAGAAUCUGGACUACCUACCACUGGUAAGCUUGUGUGCAAUUGUUAUUUGAUAUUGUGUGCAUCUGAUAUUGUGAAGUGUAUAUUUGGACUCAUUCUGGUGAAGUUUUUAUUAUGAACUUCUUCUGCUCAACAUGAUGUGCAUGUUGUUGUGGUGAACCAAAAUGGUUACCACAUUGUCUGCUUCAAUGUCACUUUCAUAAGAAGAUAGGGGAGACAAAGGUUUAAUGUGAAUUAUAUUACAUAAGGGAUGAGAGGAGAAGAAUAAAUCAAUUUGGCCAUAUUUGGUCAAGAGUUUUUGGAUAGUGUGGUGAAUGUUACUGACAUAACUCACAAUGUACUCAGAUAUUAGCUGUGUUUGCAAUACUUUAAAUUGAACAUAUAUAAUUAUUGGACACAGAUUAAGCCUAGUACUAGAUUUAAAACUACUUUGAAUGAAGAAUCUCUCUUGAACAUGCUUAUUCUUAGUCUAGAACUAGGCUUAAUCUGUGUCCGGGGAACCGGCCCAUGUACAAGACGAACCACUUGAUUCAAACUGACCUGCAUCAUCAUUUAAAUUACAUUAAUUAGAAAUCCAUGUUUUGUGAAAGUGCAUAAUGUCAGUCCAAAUACAGUUUGUUCAAGUAUACAUUCUGUAAAUGAGUUCUUUGCUAUUUGCUCUGCAGGUUCUC